ACAAAACCUUAUCGACACUUUGUCAAAUUCCCCAAAUUGCUACAAGGCAAUUUUUUUUAAAGAACCUAACCCUAACGACACCGUAUUCCUAAUUGUGCCUCGCCGAUUCUCAACUCCAUCUCCGUCGAUCUCUUCUCCGGCGAUCUUCUUCUCCGUUGACCCUUCAUCUCUCUCUUUGUCACUCUAUCUCUUUCUCUACACACACACAUACACGAAGAGAGACACAGACAUAAAUUCAUCGCCCAUUGCCUUGACUUGCUGGUUUAACUGAGAUAUGUCAUAAGUAGUGAUGGUGGACUACUAUGCAACUAAUCCUGGACCUAUUGAUGAUGUUGUGUUGUACGAUCAAGAUAAACAUGUAUCAUCUGCUAUUUGGGAAGGGCAGGAGCGUAGUGCUCUUAGGUGCCAUGAACACACAUCAAAGCUCGAUCAGUGGAUGCUCACGGAGAAACAGAUUGAGUUGGUUAAGAAGGCUGGAUUUGGCUAUUUAAGAAUGAUACCGGCAAUUAGUUUGGAUAACCCACUCAUUUCUGCUCUAGUUGAGAGAUGGAGGAGAGAAACUAACACAUUCCAUUUCACUGUUGGGGAAAUGACUGUGACCCUUGAGGAUGUCGCCUACUUGCUUGGACUACCAGUUGAUGGUGAAGCUGUUAUAGGUGUGACAUAUACUUCAUGUGAAGCAGUCUGUAUCAGGUUGUUGGGGAAAGCACCUGACUCGGGAUAUACGAGUGGUGGGAUGGUGAAGCUUAGUUGGUUGAAAGAGACCUUCUCUCAGUGUCCUGAGGAUGCUUCCAUGGAGGAUAUUGAGCGUCAUACACGUGCUUAUCUUCUUUACCUUGUCGGUAGCACAAUUUUUUCAACUACCACUGGCAAUAAGGUACCAGUCAUGUACCUUCCAUUGUUUGAAAAUUUUGAUGCAGCUGGCAAGUAUGCUUGGGGUGCUGCAGCCUUAUCCUUCUUGUACAGAGCGCUUGGGAAUGCUUCCCUCAGGUCUCAAAGCACAAUUAGUGGCUGUUUGACACUGUUACAGUGUUGGAGUUACUACCACCUCAAUGUUGGUCGGCCAAAGCUUAAUCAUGAUCCAAUCCAUGAAUGUUUCCCAUUUGUACUUAGGUGGAAAGGUAAACAAAGCAGUCCAACAUCAAACCGUGAUGUGGCAUUCUACCGAAAAGCAUUGGACUCUAUGAAGCCAUCUGACGUUGACUGGUGUCCUUACUCAAACAUUAGUCACACUGUCAUACCAGAACAUAUAUUACGCAGCCUCAUUCUCGGGAGAUCAAAGACCAUGUUGAUAUGUUAUGACAAGGCUGAAAGGCACCUUCCGGAUCGUUGCCUAAGGCAGUUUGGCAUGCAUCAGACAGUCCCUGAAGAGGUACAAAAGUGGGAAAGGAAGAGCCGGGGAGUUGAUGGUGGUGUAGAUCUCUCAACAAAAAUGGAGUCAGAGCUUAAUGAAUGGUCGAAUCGCCAUCUCUACAUUGUGGAGGCAGAGGAAGAUGUGGAAGAAAGUGAAUACAUGCAGUGGUAUUUGAGAGUUACAAGGAAGUUGGUGGGGAGGCCUGUGCCUAUCUCAUCUGAGUUUCAAAGAAUGAAUGCCGCACUGAGGGAGAUUGCCCUUAUAGCAGACACCCUUUCAACUCAUGGGAUGGAUGAUCAACAGUUACAAUCUGUCACAAGAAUCCGAUAUAUUACUUAUGAAUGCUUGAGGGAUCAGAUUGCAAGUACAGUAGUUGUUGCAACAAACUCACAAAGUGAAGUUGGAAAGAGAGUACGUGGAAAGGAGAGAGUAAGAAGGAAGGGGAUGGGCAAACGUAAGCGGAAAGAAGAGAUAGAGCAAUAUUAUGCAGCAGGGAUACCUGUGCAAUCUCGGUUACCUGCUGCAACUUUUGAUGCAGAUGACUCUCACCUAUAUCACAUGGGCAGUGAUGAUUUAUGUAUUACAGUAAGUGAGGAUGAUCACGGCCGGAUAUCUCAUGUGGCUCACAGUGUCGAUGAUUUGGAGCUUUGCGAAGAUGCUAAUGGACUUGACGAAUCACACUUCCAUCAUCUAGCUGAAGAAGAUGGCCGGCUCUCCAGUGAAGUAGCAGAAGAUAAGCCUCAUGCUUCAAUUGAUGUUGUUCCCCAGGUCUCCCAUGAAACUAGAGAGGACAUUGCCCAACAGAAUGAUUACGGGGUUCUUGUUUAGACCAGUAAAGAUGAGAUUUUUAUUCUGUAAGGGAUGAUAUUCUUUCUAAGAUUUAUAACUGUAGGUGCUUGACAAUAUUUUGCUCAUUUUGGUAUUAUUUCGUUGCAUUAUAUGUUCCUGUUCAUGGGCAGUCAAUGAUCUUCAGUCUUCCUGGGAACUUAGGAAAUCCAAGCUUAGGCUUGUUGUAAUUAGUUAGCUAGAGGCCUUUUUUGGCUUGCUUGAUUUUCCUUUCGUUUGGAUAUCCUUUUUGCCCUCCUUUACUGGUUAAGGAGAAGAAUUAUGCAGACUCUGAAUGCAUAAACAUGUAUUUGUGAAUGGUAAUAUUACGUCCUUAGCUUCUUCAACCUUUA
Nicotiana attenuata is the source of this 2532-nucleotide messenger RNA. Its product is annotated as serine/threonine-protein phosphatase 7 long form homolog. The transcript is spliced from 6 exons. Lineage: Eukaryota; Viridiplantae; Streptophyta; Magnoliopsida; Solanales; Solanaceae. The coding region runs from base 290 to 2182 and encodes 630 amino acids. The record is from RefSeq and is a predicted model, not a curated record. Gene Ontology annotation, biological process: meristem development; meristem maintenance.